GUGCUUGUUCUAGUUGUGGGAGUGCAGUUUGGGGUGUGUGUGUCUGUGUGUCUGUGUCACUAAGACCUAGUUGUGGGAGUGCAGUUUGGUGUGUGUGUCUGUGUGUGUCUGUGUGUCUGUGUCACUAAGACCUAGUUGUGGGAGUGCAGUUUGGUGUGUGUGUGUGUCACUGAGAACUUACUGGACUCCCACUGGGUUCUGAGUUCUUUGUAGUUGAUGGUUUGGGAGAGUGUGUCAUCUCAGAUGGGGAUAAGCCUGUGACCCUCUUCCAGGCUUUAUGUCUUGGGUCUCCCUGUCUUGUAGAUGGUUUGGGAGAGUGUGUCAUCUCAGAUGGGGAUAGGCCUGUGGCCCUCUUCCAGCCUUUGUGUCUUGGGUCUCCCUUCUUUCCUUCACCACACUUAGUCCUGGUCUCCUUGUACCUCAUAGCAGGCCUCUUUGUCUGCAGUCUCAAGAAGCCCAGGCUGGCCUUGAACUUACCUCUUACAAAGUUGAUCCCUCUGCCUCUACUCUACCUCCCAAUACUGGGAUUACUCAUACCACUCAGCUGCUUGCUUCCAGUCUUAGUAGCAAGUAUUCCCACUUCUAAUAGGAAUGUGGGUUGAAUUUUUGUCAUAACCCCCAACACUCAAGAACCCAAGGCAGGAGGAGCAUGGGUUUGAGGCAAGCCCAAGCUACAUAGUGAGACCUUGUCUUGAGGAAAACAAAUAUCUCAAGGAAAAACAAAAAAUACUACCAUUUUUGAGGCAUGAAGGACUAUAAUCUAUAUUAAUGUGGAGUUCAUUGAGUUUAUGCUGUUCAAGGUUCAUUCACCUGCUUGAAUUUGUAGGUUUAUGUCUUUGGCCAAAUGAGGAAGACCUAUCGGUCCUUAUGUAUCUCCCUGGCUGAGAGGGGCUAACAUGGCGCACACUCCCGGUGUGACCUCUGCUAGCACCACAGGAGGCCUGAUCAUGGGAAGGAGGGCAGGAACGCAAACCCUGAGUCUCCACCAGGCCUUGUGGAGUACGAGAGAGGAGGACACAGGUUCCUUGGGCCUGCCCGUCUCUCGGGAGGUUUCACUGACUGUUAGGUCUUGGCUCUGCUGGUGGGAAUAAAACCCUGUCUCUUACCAGCCUUCUCUUGACACCACUCUAGUCCAAGUGUGAAGUCGCUCAUUGCAGCCUCUGGGGGUUAACUCGAGGCUUCCCAUACGGCUUAAGCUAAUGGUGGUAGGGAUAUGGGCCUUUGGAAUUUUUGUUGUUUCCUGUUUUGUUUUUAGCGGUGGUGUUUGCUAAUAGUGUGUGUGUGUGUGUGUGUGUGUGUGUGUGUAUUCCUAUCUUUUGCUGAUCCUUUGUUGGUGUUUUGAUUAGACUAAGGCUUUGGGGGAGUCUUGUUUUUUUACCAAUCCCAUUUGGAGGUUGCCAGCUUCUCUAGUUUGACACUUAGAAAACAGAAAGCUCACAAAGAAUUCGUCCCAGUGCUUCUUAGAUCCCAAGGCCCCUGUCAGUCUGCUUUUUGCUCACCACCUCUGUUUGCUUGGAUUUCCUUUAUAUGUGAUGCCCAGCUUUCCAGCUGUGUGUGGCAAGUGGAUAAAGAAAAGGCACAUCUGCACCGCCCCUGAACUGUGCAUGGUGUUUGUAGAGGCCUGCUUCUUUGACUGGUGAUUAAUAAACACAUUGAAAGAAUAUGGCUGCACAGAUACCAGAAUCCGACCAGAUAAAACAGUUUAAGGAGUUCCUGGGAACCUACAAUAAACUUACAGAGACCUGCUUUUUGGACUGUGUUAAAGACUUCACAACAAGAGAGGUGAAGCCUGAAGAGGUUACCUGUUCAGAACAUUGCUUACAGAAAUAUUUAAAAAUGACACAGAGAAUAUCCAUGAGAUUUCAGGAAUAUCAUAUCCAGCAGAAUGAAGCCCUGGCGGCCAAGGCAGGACUCCUGGGCCAGCCCCGGUAGAAGCUGGGAGACACAGACUUGCACUGGGAUUGCCGCAGCUGCUGCGCUGGCCAUGCGGGUUCACUGGGAAGAACCCUGCAGCAGCCCAGAGGAGUGGAGGGAGCCAGCUGUCUAACUGCCUGACCAAUGGGAACCCCUGGACAAACAAAUCACCCUUCACCAGAAAGAAGCGGAACAGAAGUCCGUCCGGUUGUAAGAGUGGUAAGAGGCGACAUUGUUGAGGCCUUAAGAUUCAGCUGCGUGGUCACCUUGAUUACAAAAAUAAACCAUUGUUCCUUUC
Messenger RNA from Peromyscus leucopus (white-footed mouse), 2212 nucleotides. RefSeq names its product translocase of inner mitochondrial membrane 9 (gene Timm9). The coding region runs from base 1663 to 1932 and encodes 89 amino acids. Lineage: Eukaryota; Metazoa; Chordata; Mammalia; Rodentia; Cricetidae. The record is from RefSeq and is a predicted model, not a curated record. The transcript has 4 exons.